Alligator mississippiensis (American alligator) is the source of this 1803-nucleotide messenger RNA. RefSeq names its product SERTA domain containing 1 (gene SERTAD1). NCBI's taxonomy places the organism in Eukaryota, Metazoa, Chordata, Crocodylia, Alligatoridae. The coding region runs from base 823 to 1710 and encodes 295 amino acids. Gene Ontology annotation, molecular function: transcription regulator activity. Gene Ontology annotation, cellular component: nucleus. The transcript is spliced from 2 exons. The record is from RefSeq and is a predicted model, not a curated record.
GAAUGGCUGGGUGGAAGAGGGCAGCGGGGCCCAUGGGGUGGAGGCGAGGGAGUCGGGGAGCUGCAGGGUCUGCGUCCGCCUCCGCGGUCACUACGAGGUCUGGGGGGCAGGGGCAAAGCCCGGGCUCCCUCUGGGCCCCCCGGGGGGUGCAGGCGUAGGUCAGGACCCGUGGCCGUGCCAGGCCCUGCUCCGCUUCAGGGGCCACGUGCCCAGGCCCAGGCCUCAACACCUGCCUGCGGCGGGGGGCCCUUCCCUGCACCCCCUGGGCCGCUGGGCGCCAGGCGGGCGUAGCAGGGCGUGCUGCGGUUUCGGUUCCUCGCCGCAGCCCUUCCUCUGCUACCCGCCUGGCACAGGGGUGCCCGGGGGUGCCAGGCUCGGGGGAGGCCGGAGCCCCAACCCCCGCCCCGCCUAUUGGCGGCUGCUGUGAGCUGAGACCGGACACACUCAUCUCCCCCCACGCGCCGCGGGGAGCCGCUGACGUCAGCCCCCCACUAUGCAAAUGAAUCCCCCUCGCCUCCACCUAUCAGGCAGAAGCAGGCGGGGCCUCGCGCUCCUUCCUCUCCCCUUUCCUUGACUCUCCCCCGUCCGCCCACGGAAUGCAAAUAAGCCCCCCAGCCCCACGCUCCGAUUGGCUGGCCCGCGCCCCGCCCUUUUCCUGGCCUGGCCCCGCCCAUUGGCUGGGGCCGGGCGUGCCGCGGCAGCGAGGAUCGGCGCCGGGUCGGUGGAGGGGGGCGGGGGAAGAGAGGAGGGGGGGAUGCCGGCUCCUGAUUGGCUGCGCGCCGCGUUCCAGGCCCCGCGGAUUGGCCCCUGAGGAGCGGCGCCAUGCUGAACAAGGGCGUCAAGCGCAAGCGCGGCACCGCAGAGAGCGCAGGGCCGGAUGCCCCCGCGUCCCCCGCCGCCCCGGCCACCUCCCUCUUCAGCCUGUCCGUGGUCAAGCUGCACCGGAGCCUGCGGCACGUGGAGCCCGACCUGCGGCCCCUGGUGCUCGUGACCAACGCCCUGCGGCGCCUCCAGGACCAGAUGCAGACGGAGGCUGCGGCGCCCGAGCCCCCUGGCACUGUCCUACGUUGCCCCGCCGCCCCGCCGGAUGGCUCCGGCGCCCUCCCAGACUGCCCCACAUGCCCACUGGAUGGCUCCGGCGCCCCCUUGGACAGCUCCGGCGCCCUCCCAGACUGCCCCACGGGCCCUCUGGACAGCUCCGGCGCCCCCUUGGACAGCUCCGGCACCCUCCCAGACUGCCCCAUGGGCCCACUGGAGGGCUCUGGCGCCCCCUUGGACAGCUCCGGCGCCCUCCCAGACUGGCCCACGGGCCCACUGGACGGCUCCAGCGCCCCCUUGGACAGCUCUGGCAUCCUUCUCGGCACAGGGCCUGCCAUGCUGCUCCCCAGCCUGGACGUCUCGCUCGGCUCGUCCGUCUCGGGGCUCCUGGGGGACUUGGAGCCGGCGGGCAGCCUGGUCCCGGCGCUGUGGGGCGCAGAGUGCGGGGCACGGGCACUGCUGGCCCCUCUGCCGGACGAGGGGCUGGAGGGCGUCUUCGAGGACAUCGACACCUCCAUGUAUGACGGCGAGCUGUGGGCACCUGCCGGCCUCAAGGCCUUGGCGCCGGCGCCGGGCGAGGACGAGGCGGCGCCGGGCCCUGAGGACGGGGGCCUGGACAUCAAUGACCUGGACUUGCUCAUGGAUGUGCUGGUGGGCCCACGGGGGCUCUGAGCCCGCUCCCAGGCCUGGCAGGCCGGGGGGGUCUUGGGCAGUUUGCCCCCCCCAGGCUGCAGAGCCGCAGGCAAUGAAAUGGUUAAUGUCUGA